Messenger RNA from Chanos chanos (milkfish), 603 nucleotides. It is a transcript of the gene lhfpl6, whose product is annotated as LHFPL tetraspan subfamily member 6. Bases 1 to 603 code for a protein of 200 amino acids. Gene Ontology annotation, cellular component: membrane. Lineage: Eukaryota; Metazoa; Chordata; Actinopteri; Gonorynchiformes; Chanidae. The record is from RefSeq and is a predicted model, not a curated record. The transcript is spliced from 3 exons.
AUGGCGUCCAGUCUGACCUGUGCCGGUGUCGUCUGGGCUCUGCUCUCCUUCCUUUGUGCGGCAGCCUCCUGCGUGGGGUUUUUCAUGCCUUAUUGGCUUCUGGGCUCGCAGAUGGGGAAGCCGGUGUCAUUUGGUACGUUCCGACGAUGCUCUUACCCAAUCAGGGACGAGGCCCGGGGUGGCACGGUCAUGCUGGAGCAGUGUGGCCGUUAUGCCUCCUUCCAGGGCAUUCCCAGCCUUGAGUGGCGCAUCUGCACGGUCGUCACGGGAACAGGCUGCGGGCUGCUGCUGCUGGUGGCCCUCACCGCGCUCAUGGGCUGCUGUGUGUCAGACCUCAUCUCCCGCACCAUCGGACGGGUGGCCGGAGGCAUCCAGUUUGUUGGAGGCCUGCUGAUUGGCUCAGGUUGUGCUCUGUAUCCAUUGGGCUGGGACAGUGAAGAGGUCAAGCAAACCUGUAGCAACAGCUCCAAUCAGUUUGAGCUCGGUUCCUGUGAGAUUGGUUGGGCGUACUACUGCACUGGAGCAGGGGCCACAGUUGCCAUGCUGGUGUGUACCUGGCUGGCCUGCUUUGCUGGAAAAAAACAGAAGCAAUAUCCUUACUGA